AUGUUUUCAAGCAGCUUCCUCUCGCCACCCAAACCUAGCUUCCGACGGAAAGAACGCGGAUGGAGGAGGGUCAGAAGGUGCUUCGACCCUUUCCUUCACUCGCUCACUCUUACAUCACCCUGCCUACCCGCCAAGAUGGCGUCGCUCAACAAGCUGGCCAUCCGGGGUAUCCGCUCGUUCGACGACAAGCAUGUCCAAGUCAUCGAGUUCUACUCGCCAUUGACCGUGAUCGUGGGGCACAAUGGUUCCGGUAAGACCACCAUCAUCGAAUGCCUCAAGUACGCCACUACAGGGGACCUCCCUCCCAACACAAAGGGCGGAGCAUUCGUCCACGAUCCCAAAAUGGCGAAUGAGAAGGAAGUCAAGGCGCAAGUCCGACUCCGGUUCUGGAAUGUCAACCGCCAGCGCAUGACGGCGACGAGGAACUUGCAAGUCACUGUCAAGAAGGCUGGCGGUCUGACGAUGAAGACGCUGGAGGGGAUCCUGGCGAAGGCUGAGAUUGACGGAGGGGACGGCAAGAGAAACGUGAUCUCGACCAAAUGCACCGAGAUGGACGAGGAGGUACCUAUGCUUCUCGGUGUGUCGAAAGCUAUCCUCGAGAAUGUCAUCUUCUGUCACCAGGAAGAAGCGAACUGGCCGCUGUCCGAGCCGGCAGCGCUCAAGAAGAAGUUUGACGAUAUCUUUGAGGCAACCAAAUACACCAAAGCCCUCGAUAACAUCAAGCUUCUUCGAAAAGAGCGGACACAAGAGCUCAAGGUGGACAAGGAGCGGUUGCAGCAUUACAAGGCGGACAAGGACAAAGCGGAGCGGAUGAGGAAGGAGAUCGAUGAAGCGAUCCAGAAGGAGACGAGCAAGAGCAAUGAAGCCGCUGCACUCAAGGCACACUUUGAGGAGCUCAAGGACGCGAAUGUUCUCUACUACGCUGAGGCGACCGGCUUCCAGCGGACGUUUGAGCGGUACGAGAGUCUGAAGAAGCACAAGAGUAUUCUGGAGGCGAAUCGCGAGGAGCAGCUGGACGGCAUGGAAGUCAUGGACGAUUCUACGGAAGAGCUCGAGCACAAGGUCAAGAACUUUGAGGCUCAUCUGGGCAACCUCAACACCAAGCGCGAGAAGCAGGAGGCUCAGCGGAAGAAGGAGGAUGAAGGCUUGACGGAACUAAGAAGGAGGGAGCGGAACUUGGCCAGCACCCAGGGUGGUCUCACCGCCAACCGCAAGGCGUACGAGCGUAACCUGCGCGAACGAGAGGCAGCUGUACGAGAAGUCGCCAAGACGCACAACUUUGGGGGCUACGACUACUCGCCCUUGCCGGAUAGCAAGAUUGCCGAGUUUGUUGACAAGGUGCACGAGCUUGUGCGGGGUGCCGAGUCGGACCUGAAGAAGCUGCAGGCGGAUGGAUCGCGGAAGGAGCGGGACAUGCAGUCCGAGCUGGAUCGACUGGCGGGGAUAAAGAGCGGUGCUACUGCCACCAAGAGGAGCAAGCAGGAUCAGGUCAGCAAAUUGAACGAAAAGAUCAGAACGGCCGAAUCACAAUUCGACUCGGUCUCCUCGUUCGAGGCCGAGAUCCAGCUGCUCGAAAGCAAGCUCGUCGAGAAUGCCCAAUCGCAGGCGAGACUCGAAGCGGACAUCCGGGAUGCCAAGUACGAUGAUCAAAUCCGGGACAAGAUUGCGUCCAUCAGGCAGAAGGAGGGGGAGAAGGAUAAGAUCCAGGGGGAGCUGAGCAUAUUGAACCGCCAGGCGGAUUCGAGGGCGCAAUUGACCAUCAAGCGGAAUGAGAUGCAGGGAAGGCAGCGCCAGAUCAUGUCUUCGAAAGUCAGUCACGCUUCGAGGUUCAAGGAGCUGGUAGGGGCAGAUCUCGUCCCUGAGACGAUGGAGGAUAUGAUAACCGCUGCUGCUGGGAAAAAGGAACGGGAGCUGGGUGACACCGAGGCUGUCGCUUCCGCCAGCAAUCGAACCCUGUCCCAGCUACAAACUUCGUUGAACUACUCGAAGCAGUCUUUGGCGAGCAAGAAGGCCGAGCUCAAGCGACUCGAGAAUGCAAUCUCCGAGGCACUGGCCGAUGUCGACACAAACACUGUCGAAGAAACGCUCGAGGAUUGUGCCUCGACGCUAGAGGAGAACCAGACGGUCAUUCGCGGGAUCAGCGUCCUGAGAACAUGGUGGGAACGCACGUUACAGGUCGCCAGGGUUGAGCACAAGUGUAGAGGGUGCGCCCGGGCCGUCCCAUCCAGCGAGGCCCAAAUGGUCGAGGCGCAUAUGCAAGACCGCAUAGUCGAAGUCCGAUCCGACAAGUACCGUCAGGAGACCUUACAACUUAUUGCCGAUUGGCAGGAGCGGCUGGACAAAUUCCGAAAAUUGCAGCCUACCGAGGCGACCAUCGCCGAGCUCAGACGCAGCACCAUUCCCGAUUUGGAGAGGAAAGUCUCUGUCGAUAGCAAGGAGCUGGACCGGGUGACAGAGGAGGUGGAGGAGGUCAAGUCAAAGGUCGCCAAAGCCAAGGUCGCCGCAAGAGAUUUGCAGACCCUCAAGUCGGAGGCGGCCAUGGUCUCUCGGACGCUCGGCGAGAUCAAGGAUCUGCAAAGCGAUAUCAAGCGGCUGGAGCGGGAUCUCGAGUCGAGCGGGACGUUGAAGACGGUCGAGGAAGUCCAGCGGGAAGUGGAUCAGCUCAGUAAUGAGAUCAAAAACAUUCAGCGCGAGCAGGCCAACCUGUCGGGCGAGAAGGAUCUCAAGAACAACAAUCUCCGAAAGCACCAGGACGAUCACACCAAGAGCACAUUGCGACUGGGUCAGCUCAAGAGUCGGCAAGAACGGCGUCAGCGGGAAGAAGCGGCUUUGAAGGAGUUGCAGGAGAACCUGGUCGCUCUGCAGGCGGAGCUCAAGGAUCUCGACGUUGCAGUGCAGGCUGCCGAGGCGCCAUGGCGAGAGAAGAAUGAUGCGUUGAUUCGACACCGAACCGAACGUGCGAACGCGGAGAGUGAGGCUAGUCUGCAGGUUGGAAUCUACCAGAGCAGCUUGGGCGAUAUCGAGGGGAAGCACCGGGCAUGUCAGGCAUACGUCGCCGAGGGGAACGAUCGCAAGAUUCGAGAGAAUGAAUCUCAGAUCGAGGACCUCAAGCGCGAAAUGACGGCUGCAACCGAAGCUCGCGCCGCCGUCGAGACCAAUCUACAGGCCACACUAGCCGAGCUUGCCAAGUCGGAAUCGCUCCGAUCAAAUAUCAUCCAAAAUAUCCGGUACCGGAAGGGCGAGAAGGAGAUUGCCAAGGUGCAAGAGCAGGUGGAUGAGAUUGAUAUCGAGUCGGCUGCGAAAGCCCGGAAAGAAUUCAACACUCGGUACUCGAAGAACCUGCAGGAGGAGACCCAUCAGCAGAACGCGUGGCAAUUAGCGAGCGGGCAGGUCAUGCAGAUGAAGGAGAACCGGAAGAAGCUCGAGUCGUAUUUGAAGAAUGACUAUUCUAACACGGACAAGCUGUUCAAGGAGCAGCUCAUCAAGACCAAGAUCAGCGAAUUCGCCAAUAACGAUCUGGAAAAGUACGGGAAGGCUCUUGACAACGCUAUCCUCAAAUACCACUCGAUCAAGAUGGAUGAGAUCAAUGAUACGAUCGGACAUCUCUGGAACAAGACGUACCAGGGGACAGACAUCGACGGUAUCCGCAUCGUGUCUGACUCCGACGAAGUCGCUUCCACCACCACACGCAAAUCCUACAAUUACCGAGUAGUCAUGGUCAAGAAUGAUGUCGAGCUGGAUAUGCGAGGACGGUGCUCGGCGGGCCAAAAGGUGUUGGCGAGUAUUAUCAUCCGGCUGGCUUUGGCGGAGAGCUUUGGUCAGGGGUGUGGUGUGUUGGCGCUGGACGAGCCGACAACCAAUUUGGACCAGGAAAAUAUCAACGCACUGGCGGAAGCUCUUGCUGAGAUCAUCCGUGAACGACGCCGGCAGAACAACUUCCAGCUCAUCGUCAUUACGCACGACGAGGGGUUCCUGCAGCGACUAGCGGGGCAUGAUGUUCUGGAAUACUACUGGCGGGUAUCAAGAGAUGCGUCCCAGAAGAGUGUGCUGGAGAGGCAGCGGAUAGGGCUGUAG
This is a messenger RNA of Dioszegia hungarica, 4074 nucleotides long. Its product is annotated as AAA domain-containing protein. The transcript is spliced from 26 exons. The coding region runs from base 1 to 4074 and encodes 1357 amino acids. NCBI's taxonomy places the organism in Eukaryota, Fungi, Basidiomycota, Tremellomycetes, Tremellales, Bulleribasidiaceae. Gene Ontology annotation, cellular component: condensed nuclear chromosome; Mre11 complex; nucleus. The record is from RefSeq and is a predicted model, not a curated record. Gene Ontology annotation, molecular function: ATP hydrolysis activity; G-quadruplex DNA binding; double-stranded telomeric DNA binding. Gene Ontology annotation, biological process: telomere maintenance via telomerase; chromosome organization involved in meiotic cell cycle; double-strand break repair.